AAAGUUCUUCAGGGAGAACGUGAAAUGGCGUCUGACAACAAAACUCUUGGAGAAUUUGACCUUGUUGGGAUCCCACCUGCGCCGAGAGGAAUGCCACAGAUCGAAGUGACAUUCGACAUUGAUGCAAAUGGUAUCGUUACAGUCUCAGCGAAAGACAAAGCCACAAAUAAAGAGCAACAGAUCACAAUCAGAUCUUCAGGUGGUCUCUCAGACGAUGAGAUUAACAGAAUGGUCAAAGAAGCUGAGCUUAACGCACAGAAAGAUCAAGAGAAGAAGCAACUUAUCGACCUGAGGAACAGUGCUGAUACUACAGUAUACAGUGUUGAGAAGAGCUUGAGUGAAUACAGAGAGAAGAUUCCAGCAGAGGUUGCCUCUGAGAUUGAAACUGCAGUGUCUGAUCUGAGGACUGCUAUGGCUGGUGAGGAUAUUGAGGACAUCAAGGCUAAGCUUGAAGCUGCGAACAAGGCAGUGUCA
Messenger RNA from Camelina sativa (false flax), 474 nucleotides. NCBI's taxonomy places the organism in Eukaryota, Viridiplantae, Streptophyta, Magnoliopsida, Brassicales, Brassicaceae. The record is from RefSeq and is a predicted model, not a curated record.